Messenger RNA from Alosa sapidissima (American shad), 6294 nucleotides. RefSeq lists its product as uncharacterized. The transcript has 11 exons. Gene Ontology annotation, biological process: protein insertion into ER membrane; SRP-dependent cotranslational protein targeting to membrane, translocation. Gene Ontology annotation, cellular component: endoplasmic reticulum membrane. The coding region runs from base 669 to 1643 and encodes 324 amino acids. NCBI's taxonomy places the organism in Eukaryota, Metazoa, Chordata, Actinopteri, Clupeiformes, Clupeidae. The record is from RefSeq and is a predicted model, not a curated record.
GCAGCUAGUUCUACCUGAGCAGGAACAGUGUUGUUUGACAACAGUGCACUGUUUUGAAGCGAUACCCCUUGCAGGUCCGACAGCUCUGUCAGGAAACGCAGGCCUGUUUUCAAGCAGCUAGCCUCACAUAACAUUACACCUAGCUGUAAGGUUAAUGUUAGCUUUUGCUUUCAUCCUAGUGCCACCAACCAACAUUACACUGGUUAUAUCAUGUCCAUUAAUAACACUUUUAAUAGUAAUUUGUAGGUCUUCUAAUUGAAUGCUUACAACAAUCUAGUUGGCAUAACAGUCAACUUCUGACUGAGCUCAUCGUUAGCUGCUAAGUUACCUGCCAUAAUUUCUGACUCAUUUUUACUUUGAGGGGUAGCUCUAGCUGUGUUGGUGUGAGAGGAGUUAGCUAGUAGCUUUGCCUACCAAUUAACCACUUUAAGGUUAAUUGUGGCGGUGAAACCACUAUGCAAUAACGGAAACGUCUCUUAGCCAGUUAGCUCGUUAGAUCUCCCCGCCAUUCUUUUAUCAUGUCUUGGCCAGUGAUUAAUAUGACCUGAGUUUUCUAGCCAACGGUGGUUAUCUGAAGUGUCGAUGCGAAGAGGUUAUGCUGCGAUGAGGAACCUAGUAGUGAUCAAGAGAGGCAGCAGCGUAGUAAGGUGACGGCAAAGUUUGCAAUCAUGUUUAUAACAGUCCAGUACAAUGUCACUCAAACUCUUGAUGACCGGCCUGAGCCUUUGGUGCUUUAUCAGUAUGGACCCAAAGACAUUGCUACUGUGUUUUUCUACCUUCUUAUUGCUGUCAUACUUCAUGCCCUGAUUCAGGAGUAUGUGCUUGAUAAAAUCAAUCGGCGGCUACACCUGUCCAAGACCAAGCACAGCAAGUUUAAUGAGUCUGGACAGCUGGCUGCCUUCUACCUGUUCUCCUUUGUGUGGGGAUGCAGCAUCCUGACCGCGGAGGAGUUUGUGACCAACCCCACCUUCCUGUGGGAAGGCUAUCCUCACACUCACAUGGCAUUUCAGGUGAAGUUCUUCUAUAUCUGUCAGAUUGCCUACUGGUUCCAUGCCCUUCCGGAGUUGUACUUUCAAAAAGUCAGAAAAGAAGACAUCCCACGCCAGUUGUACUACAUCUGCCUUUACAUCUUCCACAUCACAGGUGCCUAUGUCUUAAAUCUCCACCGUUUGGGCCUAGUCCUGCUGGUGCCGCACUACCUGGUGGAGCUGCUGUUCCACGCCUCACGCCUCUUCUACUUCAGUGACGAGAACAAACAGAAAGGGUUCACCCUGUGGGCUUUGCUGUUCGUGAUCGCACGGCUUCUGACCCUCACGCUCUCCGUACUCACCUUCGGCUUCGGGCUCUCGCGCACCGACAACCAGGGCUUCUCCCUGGCCCAGGGCAACUUCAACGUGCUAACUGUCAGGAUGACCUGCCUUUCGGCCAUCUGCCUGACCCAGGCCUGGAUGAUGUGGAAAUUCAUCAACUUCCAGCUGAAGAAGUGGCGGGAGCAAAGCCAGACCCAGGCCAUCAAGAAGAAGGCCGUCAGCCCAAAGAUGAAGCCCUCCAAGAAGGACUCGUCUCGAGGAGGUUCUGCAAACGGAGUGAUGAAGCCAGACGACAAGACAUCGCCCAGAGCGAGAAAAUCAAAAGCAUCGUAGAGAAGCAAAGACAGUUGAAUGGAGGAGGAGGGUCCUGUCCUCGUGACAUUCUAACUUUUCCUUAUAAAAGCAAGGUAGUCCUACUGUCUGUCAUGACAAAAAAAACACUUCACCACACAGACGAAAACCUUAAUCAUCGUGAGAAAGUUCAAGUGUGGGUCUACUCGUACACUUCUUUUUUUGUAAUCUUUUCUUCAGAAUGCACUAUGAGUUUAUUUUCUUACGUAUUCUUAGGCUGGGGAAAAAAAAGUCUUGGUGUUCAGCAGCUGAUUUUGUUUUCGCAAAUCCACCAGCUGCCAGUCUCAUGGCAGUUUUAAAAUUGUGCACAGGAAGGGUUUUGGAGGAUGUAUUAAAGAUAAGCACUGUGUGUAGGAUGGAUUUGAAGGACCAACCGCAUUCCUUCAAAACACUUCAAACUGUUGCUUAGGUUUUGGUUGAGGUCAUCCUCUGGGGGGGUGGGGUGGUGUUAGAGGCGUCCAUCUCUCUUCUCGGUCAGUAGCUGCAGACCUCUCUCUCCUCAAGGCUGCUAGAUUUGAGAAACACUGAAAGCAUCGCAGAGAAAAAAAAUGACAGAAAAGGAAUGGCAACGCCCUGCAGCCUACAGCUGAUAUACACCACUCAGCAUCCGUCACUGUGCCCGUCACCAAACAUGUGCACGAUUGGAGAGAGGUGGUUUGGGGGUAAAAAAGUGUCCUUUUUCCUGCUUAUUUUCAUUUUUAUUUUGUUUUUGCUGUAGUUGUUGAACAGUUUAGUGUCCUGCUGCUUUGCCUUUUGAGUAUGUUGUGUAAGAAAAAUUAAUGGCACCUAAGCGAUAGCUGAAAAGGUAACAAAGGAUGCUGUCCUUUCAGAGUCGGGUUGUUGUUUGUUGGAAUAUGCAGUCUUUAAUUGCCUGUGACUUCACGUAUGCAGAUUCAUGGAUCAGGGAGAUUAUGUCUGAAUGAGUAGGCUGUGUAUCUGUGUUUUCCUCAGAUCAAGCCUUAGCUUUAUGUGAAUCUCAUUAGGAUGUUUGAAAAGCAUGGCUCUUAUGGUAAACAACACAAACAUUGUGUGCUGUCUCCUAUGCUAUUAUUAAGAACUAGUCAGAAAACACACCAGAGCAAGCAUAAAAAACACUCCAGUCGGUGAAAGUGAAAUGACCCUCGUUUAAAAUGUCUUUUUAAAGAGAUUGUAUUUAUACAUCAUGUACAUUAUGUGUUGGAAUUGUGGUGGGCAGGAAAUGUCUGGCAUCUCGUGUUCUUAGAUACACAAGCGAUUGAGCAAGGGUGGAUUUGGUUGGGGGUCAGAAAAUGGGACGUCUGCUCCACAGGAUGUGUGGCGUUUUGACUGGCUCAAUCCUUCUGGUGGCUGGGCGUAGAAAGUAAACAGGGUAACAGUGUUUGUACAGAAUGUUCCCCAAUCUCUAACCUGUGGUGUAGUCCAAUUGUAAAUGGUUUAGUGACAAACCUGGGUGAGUUAACUCUAGAGUAAGAGGUAAACCUCCUAAUAGAAGGUUAUUUACCCAGGAAAUUUACCCAGGUACUGUACAUCACUAAACAACGAAAUACCUGCCUGGCUCAGCAACUGCUCCUGAGGUAGGAAGAUGUUGAAAAACAAGAGGCUGAGGGAAGCAUUACGUGUCUCCUCUGGUGUCUCAGGAGUCAGGGCAGAAGGUUAGUUGUUAUAGUUGAAGCCAGUCAGCUACUGUAUUACUGGUCCAGUCUUGGUGUACUGAGAGUUGAGACUGAAUGCAUGCAGAAGCAGGCAGAUCAACAUGGGUCACUCUCUCUGUAUUCAAGUAAGUAUUCAAAUUCUUAAGUUUUAUUGAAUAAGUACCUUAAAAUAUAAGUACACAUCGUUUCCAAAAGUACUUGAGCUUAAGGUUACUAGGCCUAACCUGUAAUAGCAUGUACCUGAAGUACCGUAUCUUGUAAUAUUUAUUACUUAAUUAAGUAUACAUAUUCAGAACACUUAAUUUAAGGAGAGAUGUAAAAGCCUUUAUGACUGGGUUUUUGUUUUUACCUGACGAGCAAGACUUUGUGUUUGAAGUGAAGCAAACUGGACCUUUUUUGAGAUGCCUAAGUGACAGAAAAGCGUUCUUUUAAUCUUCUCAAAACUUUCUUUUCAUCUUCUCUCUUGUUCUCGGACAGAAGUGAAUCUUAUUAGUUUGGAGUAUCUGCUGCAGCACAAGGUGUGUGUGGCCUUUUCUUAAUCAUUGGAGUGGUUUGUGGUUUUCGUUUUAUUUUUGUACCCUCCCCCUGUAGUACUUUAGUCUGAGUUUGUGUCUUUGUCUUGUUCUUUUAACGCUGGUACGGGCAUUGCUAGGUGAAGCGGCUACUUCAAAUGAUACAAUCCUUCUUCAAGUGUCCUUAAAAUAACUAUUCUAUUCUGUUGUGUUCUGACCACACUGAGUUUAUUUUUUAAUAUGUAUGUUGCCUUGUUGUGUAUGAUUGCUUAUGGAGCACUGACCUCAAGGUCAUUUUGUUCGUCCCGUUUAUUUUUUUAAUUUUUGGCUGUUGUGCACCUGGUAUAUAUCUGUAUAUUUGUACGAGUGUGUGUGUGUGUGUGUGUGCGCGCGUGUGUGUGUGUGCGUGCGUGCGUGCGUGCGUGCGCGCGCGUGUGUGUGUGUGUGUGUGUGUGCGCACAUGCACAUGUGUGUUUGCAUGUGGUGGCCUGUGCAUGAACCAGUUGGAUAUGUCUGUAAGAAACCCAUACCGAUGGGGCAGUGGACUGCAAAAGAACUGGAAUGUUCUGUUUUUGUUGUUUUUUUUUUGUUGUUUUUUUUGAAGUGCUUUUGAUUUCCAGUCACUUCACUAAAUAUCAAUAGAGGGACAGCUGAGGCGCCCUCUUUUGAACAUCAAAUAUAAAUACAUAUACACAUCAACACACAGAGAAACAAACCACACACACACAUGAACACAUGAACACACACAAUCGCCCUCUGUCAGAAUGCAAUGUUGCAUGACCAUUUUCUUGCCAAAAGUUGUAAAGUAGUGCCACUGUUCCUUGCCAGUGAUUUUGACAUUGCCAUCAGAUAUCCAUCCCUCCUGCACCUGUCCCUGACUCCAGCACCCAUCCGAUCAGAGACAGAUGUUAAGUUCUUUAUCUAAUGCUUUUUAUACUGCAAAAACUAAAUCCAACCCCAUAUGGUUGAACAGAAAAAUGCUGAGGGUAAACCGAAAGAAAGAGGCUGAGGAGAUGAUUGCCUGUCUUUAUUUUGUAGACAGACAGACAGACACAGAGGCGGUCGUUGCCGCUGUACCUGGGGACAAAGGAAGGUGCUUCUGGAAAAUGCUAUUCAAUUCCUAUAUGAUCACUCAACCCAUGUGGUCAGAUUUGGAAUCUGGAAUUUGGAAUUUACUUUCUUCAUAAAUGCAAAGUUUAUGAAGAAAGUAUUGACCUUCUGUUGUUGAGGUGUCCUCUUCACCAACAGAAGACAGUACAGUAGAGGUCACAGUAAAAGACUGCCCCUGGGAGGUAAACAUGGCAAGUCUUAGGAGGGAAGGAGCAGCUAAAGGCACUUUGUUUGUUUUUUAACAUGUUGUUGUCUGAUGUUUUGAGAUGAAAAAAAGAAGAGAAGUGAAAAAGAAAUGUAUAGAAAAAUAUAUUGAGACAUUGUUCUGAAUCCUUUGUCAGAUUUUUUGGAAAGCUAUUUUUAUAGAGCUCAAAAUAACUGUAAAGAAUUCAACAUUUAUUUAGCACACAAAUAUGUUUGUUUAUUUGUUUUGCCGCCUUACAGACUUCAACUUUAUUUUUAUACCAUGUGUGAAAGCAUGUGUGGGUCCAAAAAGCAGAAAAAACAUUGAUUUUACAAUGCUGUGAAAGUCUAGGACUACACAUGAAAGUGGAGCAGACAGUUGCCAUGUUUUGACAUGUCAUGUUGGUCUGUGAUGGGAGAAGACAAAAGCAGAAUGUCACUGCCAGGUAGAAAAGCCAAAUGAACUCUAACAGGACUGCAUUCAUUCUACUUGUCUUUUUUGUCUUUGUUGUUUUUGUCAUGUGGCUAAUAAGGUGUGUGCGUGCAACGUGCGUGCACUGUGCGUGCACCGUGCGUGCGUGUUGUGGAGUCCAUGCAAAGCUGAGUUUUGGUUUGUCACUGUGUUUUGGGGUGGGGAAGGGCAUAGAUAAGAAAGAAAAGGACAAAUGGACUUGUUAAAAGUUUUUCUCCAUGAAGUUUGUGUGUCCAUUUUGACAACAGAAGUGUGAAUUAAUAUUUUUCAUGCUCUGUCAUCUGUGAAACCUGAACAUGCAAAAAAACGCAGAAUGAAAGAAAACAACUUCUGGAUGCAGAUGGUUGGAUUGGUUCUUUUCCCCUGUAGAUCAUCUUUUUUGCAGAUGAAGUCCAAACUAUUAUGUGGAAAUGACACCAUUUGAGCGACAUCAUUCACAGUGUGUAUAUUCUAAAGAAAAUGUGUAAGAAUUGCACCAAAGCUUUCACAGGCAUCCGAGCUGGUAUACUGAUUUUUUUAACUUUAAGUUCUUUUCGUGCUUUGCAUACACACUGUUUUUUUUUCUAUGUAGAUGCUUGCCUAUAUGUUGAAAUAUAUUGUUUUUAUAAGAAAACAAAAUCUGGUUGACUGAGGAGUUUUAAAAUGUAUGUAUUUAUGCAACACUGUGUGAUUUGUUUAUGUUCUGUUUCAUGUUUCUGUUUGAUUAAAACUUUUGUUCAAUCUCA